GACAUGUGGUGGAUGCUGUUCCCCCGGUGGAUUUGGUUUCUCCUGGGACACUGGUACAUGGACGGCCGCCGCUGCGUGGGAGCGAUGCCGAUGCCCAUGUCCGUGUCGAAGGUGGUGUACUCUCACGCGGGCCUGUGCCCCAACGAGCUGAACCCCAACCUGUGGGUGGACGCGAUGAGCACCUGCAUGCGGGAGUGUGAGUCUGACCAGGACUGUGAGUCGUUUGAAAAGUGCUGCCCUAAUGUGUGUGGAAACAAGAGCUGCGUGGCCGCACGCUACAUAGACAUCCGGGGCAACAAGGGCCCCAUCGGAAUGCCCAAGGGUGCCACCUGCGACAAGUUCAUGUGCUCUCAGCAAGGGUCCGAGUGCGACAUCUGGGACAGCCAGCCUGUUUGUAAGUGCCGCGACCGCUGCGAGAGGGAGCCCCACUUCACGUGUGCGUCUGACGGCAUGACAUAUUAUAACAAGUGCUACAUGGAUGCAGAGGCCUGUUCCAAGGGUAUCUCUAUCUCUGAGGUCACCUGCAGGUAUCACCUGACCUGGCCGAACACCAGCCCAAUCCCUGCGGAGACCACCCUCCAUCCCACCACUGCCCUCCAGACCACCCUCCCCGCUGACAUCCAACUCCCUGUCAUACACAGCGGCCCCACCCAGCUGGCUGUGUUUGUCGGAGAGACGGCCAGUUUCCUGUGUGACGUGUCGGGGAAGCCGCAUCCGGAAAUCACCUGGGAGAAGCAGCUGAAGGGCAAAGAGAACAUCGUCAUGAGACCGAAUCACGUACAAGGGAACGUUGUGGUUACUAACAUCGGCCAGCUGGUCAUAUACAAUGCACAGCUCCAGGAUGCCGGCAUCUAUACAUGCACAGCCAAAAACGUUGGGGGGAGAGUCUCAUCGCACUUCCCCCUGGUGGUGAUCAGGAGAGAAGUGAAAGGUAAGAGCGCAGAGGGGAACAGUACAAACCUGCCUUUUCCAGCCGAGGAGUGCCUGAAGAGCCCGGACACCGAUGACUGCGGCGAGGAGAGCAUGAGCUGGUACUAUGAACCAAAGAGGAACAACUGCUUCACCUUCACUUACAGCCAGUGCAACAAAAACCGCAAUCAUUUCGACACCUACGAGACCUGCAUGCUGUCGUGUGGAGGAGACCUGGCGGCUCCCUGUAGCCUCCCGAGCCUCCAGGGGCCUUGCAAGGCCUACGAGCCUCGCUGGGCCUACAGCACUGACCUGAAGAAGUGCCAGUCCUUCGUCUACGGAGGCUGCGGUGGCAACGAGAACAACUUUGAGUCCAAAGAGGCCUGUGAGGAGAUGUGCCCCUUUCCGAAGAACCACAACUGCAAGAUGUGUAAACCUCGGGGCAAGAUGCUCGCCAGCUUCUGCAAGAGUGACUUUGUGAUCCUGGGGCGUGUGACGGACCUGACGGAGGAGCAAGAGUCCGGCCACGCCCUGGUGACCGUGGAGGAGAUCCUGAAGGAUGAGAAGAUGGGUCUGAGGUUCUUCGGCAAGGAACCGUUGGAGGUGACUCUUCUGAACAUGGAUUGGAACUGUCCCUGCCCCAACAUCACCGUGGCCAACGUGCAGCUCAUCAUCAUGGGAGACGUUCAGAACGGGAUGGCCGUCCUGCAGCCCGACAGCUUCGUGGGCUCGUCCAGCGCUCGCAGGAUCAGGAAGCUCCGUGAGGUCGCCCACAAGAAAACAUGCGAUUUUCUCAAAGAUUUCUCUGCCGUCCAGUAG
Molecule: messenger RNA, 1728 nt
Organism: Limanda limanda (common dab)
Lineage: Eukaryota; Metazoa; Chordata; Actinopteri; Pleuronectiformes; Pleuronectidae
Gene: wfikkn2a
Product: info WAP, follistatin/kazal, immunoglobulin, kunitz and netrin domain containing 2a
Exons: 3
Coding region: 4-1728 (574 amino acids)
Cellular component (GO): extracellular region
Molecular function (GO): protein binding; serine-type endopeptidase inhibitor activity
Source: RefSeq, a predicted model, not a curated record